AUGUUGCUUAUCAAAUUUAUAAGCAUUUGUUUUCCAUCAUCUGACAUCAAUCCUCAAGGCAAAUACGUUCUUAUAACUGGUUGCGAUAGUGGCUUUGGUAAUGCUCUAGCUAUUGAAUUGGAUAAACGAGAUUUUAAUGUAUUGGCUGGUGUCUUCAGUGAAAAUAGUCGAGAUUUACUUGCUAACUUAGGACCAAGUACAGCUGCAUAUGGUGCUUCAAAAUAUGCUCUUGAAUCAUUCUCGGAUUGUCUUCGUCGUGAAAUGAGUGUAUCGGGAAAUAAUGCAAUUAUGAAAAUGGCUGAAAAUCCAAAUGAAGUAAUAGAAGCACUUCAACAUGCUGUCAUGAAUACACGUUCAAAAGUUCGUUAUCGACCUGGUUGGCAAUCGAGUCUUCUUUUUUUUCCACUUUCGAUGUGCCCUGUCUGGUUAGUUGAUUUCUUGAUGGAUAUGGGUCAUGAUAAACGUGUAAUUUCUGCUGAUGUUCGCAAGCAACUCAUAGACUAA
Molecule: messenger RNA, 504 nt
Organism: Rotaria sp. Silwood1
Lineage: Eukaryota; Metazoa; Rotifera; Eurotatoria; Philodinida; Philodinidae
Source: the annotation of a GenBank genome assembly